AUGACCCACUGGUCCUUGCCGGCUUGGGCCUUGGUGCUACUUAUUUCCAGUACUGCCUUCUCCCUGGACUGUCACUUUCAAGGGUGGAGCAACUGGGAGAGUUUACAACAUUUAGAAAAUCUAGGAGGCAAAUUUCCUCUGAACUGUCCGAAGGACAGAAGUGACUUCAUAUUCCUCCAGGUUUCAACAAUUGACCAGGUUCUGAAGGCAGGAGCUGUCCCUGCCCUCCGAGAAAUGCUACAGCAGGUCUUCAACACUUUCAGCCUCAAUGUCUCCCAAUCUUUGUGGAAUGAAAGCCGUGUAGAGGGACUCCUAAGUGGACUAUAUCGGCAGACAGUGAAGACAGAGGCGUGGCCAGAGCAGGAAACCGGGCAGGAGGAUCAUUCAUCCUUGCAGAGGGAAGAUACCAGACUUGGAAUAAAGAAUUAUUUCCGAGGGAUCCGGGGCUAUUUGCAAGACCAAAAACAUAGCAACUGUGCCUGGGACGUCAUCCAUGUAGAGAUGGCAAAGGUGUUUUCUGUUCAUUGA
Messenger RNA from Mirounga angustirostris (Northern elephant seal), 528 nucleotides. Its product is annotated as interferon alpha-2-like. Gene Ontology annotation, molecular function: cytokine receptor binding. Gene Ontology annotation, cellular component: extracellular region. The record is from RefSeq and is a predicted model, not a curated record. The transcript has a single exon. NCBI's taxonomy places the organism in Eukaryota, Metazoa, Chordata, Mammalia, Carnivora, Phocidae. Gene Ontology annotation, biological process: defense response. Bases 1 to 528 code for a protein of 175 amino acids.